Messenger RNA from Papilio xuthus (Asian swallowtail), 4567 nucleotides. RefSeq lists its product as uncharacterized. The transcript is spliced from 12 exons. The record is from RefSeq and is a predicted model, not a curated record. Lineage: Eukaryota; Metazoa; Arthropoda; Insecta; Lepidoptera; Papilionidae. The annotation marks the transcript as partial.
AAAGCGAGCAAUUCGACGGACAUAAACAAAAUGGCUUCGACCCGGCACGCGACACCAUUUAUAAGCCACGGUGUGUUUAUUUUUGUUGCUGUCUCUCUCAUAUUACCGAUGGUGAACGAAGGUGAUGCGAAGAUAUACGACAACACACGAAACUUCGCGAAUGAGGAGAAGAGGUUGACGAGAGAAUAUCACCUGCGGCAAGGCGCACUGCGGGGUCUGAUAGUGAAACCGGGUCGUCAGUACGACCUGCAGCAAGUGGAAAUGUUCUUAGGUAUACCCUACGCCGCUGCUCCGGUUGGAUCCUUGAGGUUUAUGCCUCCAGUAAGUGCGCCACCUUGGUCAGGCAUCAAAAUGGCCACUCGUUUCGCGCCGGUGUGUCCACAAUCAUUGCCAGUGAUAAAGAAAGGAGAUCCACCAUCACUAGGAAGGCAGAAUUACAUGAACAAACUGAAACAAUUCCUUAAAGAUGAGUCAGAAGAUUGUCUAUAUUUAAAUAUUUACGUUCCUUAUAGAGAACAAAAAUCAAAGAAAUUCCCCGUGCUAGUGUUUAUACACGGCGACUCCUUUGAAUGGAGUUCAGGGAACCCUUACGACGGCAGAAUACUUGCCGCAUACGGCAAUAUUAUGGUUAUCACUGUCAACUAUCGUCUCGGAAUACUAGGUUUCGUAAAGCCAAGUCUCACUGAGCACGAGUACGGGAACAAUGGUCUGCUCGACCAGCUAGCUGCGCUCAAGUGGAUCAAGGACAACAUCGAGGACCUAAGCGGUGACCCUGACUCCGUCACACUGAUGGGACACGGCACUGGUGCUGCCUGCGUCAACUUUCUCAUGCUCUCACCCAUUUCUAACGCGUUGUUCCACCGAGCGAUCCUGAUGUCGGGUUCGGCGCUGUCAGACUGGGCGAUGACUCGGGACCCCGCGCAGUACACGCUGCAAGUCGCUCAAGGCCUCGGCUGCAACCCCACCUCUAAGCACAUGAUGACGUGCUUGCAGAACAAACCUUUAUCUGAUAUAAAGAAAGUACAAAUCCUGGCUCGAGAAUUCGAAACGCCGCUCGGUCCUAGCGUCGCCGGAUAUUUCGUGCCCAAUGAACCGGAGAAAACAAUGCAAUCAUUUCCCAAUUUACUAAGCAAAUAUCAAUUACUAAGUGGUGUAACAGAAUUAGAGAGCUACCAUGACUUUGGUGUCAUAGAAUUAGACUCUGGGAUUUUGGAAAAUCAAAGAGAUGACUUCAUAAAGAAAUAUAUGAAAAUAACUUUUGAAGGUGCCGAACAAGAAGCAGUUAAAGAUAUACUUAAACAAUACUCCAAGUCAAAGGCGGACCCGCAACGUUGGAAUGUGGACACGAAUCGUGACGUCAUACUUGAUUUGUUCAGUGACGCGAGGACAUUAGCUCCCAUGAUCAGUUUUGCGAAUUACCAGUCAAAAGCCAAUCGACAAUCGUACUUCUAUGUGUUUGGACAUAAUUCUAUAAGUACAGAGUACGCAGCGUUAAACAAAAGUGUUCAUGGAGAAGAAAUGCCUUACGUGUUAGGCAUCCCUCUUGGAGGUGCCAACUCACAUUUCCAUACUGAGUACACUCCCCAAGAAAAAUUACUUAGCGAAGUUGUCAUGAGAUUAUGGACUAACUUCGUUAAAAACGGAUCUCCAAAUACACAAAGCGUUAAUGAAUAUUACUCUCUGGAUCGAAAGCAAUGGUCACAUUACAAUGUCGAAUGGCCCGAAUACACAGAAGCGCAGCAACCAUACUUAAAAUUAGACAUUCCACCAUCUAUAAGCAGUUCAUAUAGAAAAAACUUUACAAAAUUUUGGCUGGAAACAUUACCUAAUAAAGCAAAAAGAUAUGUAAUAGACCCUUUAUUUGAGUACACACCAAAACCAACAACAUCGAGACCUAAAACUACACAUAGGAUUAUAGAUCCUAUAAGAAAAAUAUGGUCACCUCAAAUAAGUAAUCCACCAUACUAUUCAACUUCUUAUGGUAAAAUACGUCCGUUCUCACAACCGGAACAUAGACCAGAUACGAAUAUGAUAUAUCGGGAAAUACAGUCAAUAAAAACACCAUCCAGGCCCAUUCCGCCCGGUUUAAUGGAAAAAGUCACUCACAAUACUUAUUCGACGACUGCUAAGCCUACGACAUUAAACAACAUGCCCGUAAAAACUUCCAGCGCGACCGUAACUCUUAUUGUUACAUUGGGAAUUCUUUUCUUAGCUGUUAAUGUCGGAAUAUGUGCUGUGUUAUAUUUCAAGAAGCGAAGAAUUAGAUUGCGUGAAAGGACUUUGGAAACAACGCGACAUUCUCGUGCCGAUAUUGGUGAAGUCGAUGUUAUUGGACAAAAAUGUUCCAAAGAUGAUAAAAGUGCACUUAAAACAUUUAAAAAUAGUUGUAGCGUUAUCAAAACUAUUGGUCUUAAUAAAAUGAGAGGUAGCACAAAUAGUAAGAAAAAUAAAAAGAAACAAGAACCCUGUAAAACUCCAAAAUCUGAUGAUUCUGGGGGUUUUCGUGAAAGAUUUCAAUUGAGAAGACAUCUGUCUACUAGUACUUUAGACGCUAACACUAAAGUUAGAGAUUGGAUAGCCAAUGAAGUCAUGCAUAGGUGUUCUCCAAAUAUACUUAGAAAAUCUAACUCAGAAUUGGAUACCGCUAAAAGCAACAAUGUUAGAAUACCAUUUACAAGAUCUGAGGAAUUGUUAUCAGAUGGUAAAAAGAAUAAUAAAGAUGGUUUGAACAUAAGUGACAGUGUAUCACCAAAGAAUUCGCUAUCGAAAAAUUACCGUAACAAUAAAACCAAAACUUCAGAAAAAACUACAUCUACGUCUGCAUUAGGUUCGCACUCAUCAAUAGGUAGUAACAAACAAUCAUUGGUGAGUAAGCAUACUGCAAAGUCAAACGAUUCACUGAAGAGUAAAGGGACUGAUAGUAUGAAGUCGAAGAAAGUUUCUGUGGCAAUUGACGCUACUCCUGCUGCACGUACAAGUUCUGUUUUAAAACAAGAACCUAUAGAAUUUUCUAAGUCACUUGAUUAUACGACGGAUGACUCGAGACAAAACAAACUACAACGAUCAAAAACUGAAGGCGAUUUCAAAUGCGAAGGAAUAAAAGAAAACGAAAAUAAGACCUUUACUAAUGUCGUUACAUUGUCAUUGAAACAAGAAACGCCGCUGAAAAUAUCACAUAAACAUUCAUCGUCAGAUCCCGUAACCGACGUUAAUUACGAGUUAUUGAUGAGGGAGAAAAUGAAUUCGGGAUCUAACGUCUUUGAUAUUCUACCUCCGGUUACAUUUAGAAAUAACAUAAAUGUUACUUCAAAAGACGAUGUUCAACUACAACCCUUAUCACCAGAGGAAUCACUAAUGAUUAUAAAAAGAAGAAAUUUCCCGAAAGUCUUACCAGAUUUUCCGAAAGCACAAAAAAGACUAUCGUUACAACCUACAAAUCUGCAAACAUUUAGAAAUUUUCAAGGGAAUUCAGAAAAUAUUUUCGAUAAACCAAGAGUUCCGCCCCAACCUCCACCACGUACUACAACAUUGGAACGUCGACUAGCAUAUCAAAAUUCUAAGCCAUUUUCUUCGUUCGGCAUUAAGACGAACAUUACAAAUUGUGAACCAAAGUCAGUACAAGAUUAUGAAAAUAUAGAAUCCCUUUCGACGUGCUACGAUGAUUUUAAAAACUCAAAAAAAUCGUUUGAAAGUAUUUACGGCAUAAAUGAACACGCUGACCAUAGACGGGAAUACCCAAAAGUUAUAAUAGCUUCUAGUCAUGUCCCUACUAAUUCAGAUACAAAAAUCUUAAUACAACCUUCACAUAGUCAGGUUGAUAUAUCUACAAAUGUACCACGAGUUAGAUUACCUGAUGAUUUUCACUCGCACACAACUGGAUCUGUUAAAUCAUUUACAUCUAUUUGUUCAGAAGAUAACAUAGAAGAUGAAGAAGACGAUUUUCUUGAUGAUCUCGCUGAAGAUAAACUUAUUCAAGAGUUAGUGGGAGGAGUGGAAUCACCGACUAGUUCAGUAACAUUCGAUUCCAAGGGACCAGAAACAAUAUUCGAAAAAAGACUAGAAAUCGUACCUGUAAAAUUAAAUACAGUCCAGGUGAUGCCUAAAGAAGAUUAUAUUUGUGUAUCAGAUUUCUUUCUACCCGGUAUUAGUGACACAGAAAGAACGGCAAAAAUUAAGCCAAAUUUUGGUUUGAAUAAGCUCCAGCAACGAAGUGAAAGUAUUAAUAAGCCUCUGGAAAAAGCUGUCAAGGUAAAGCAAAAAAAGACAAUUAAUCCUACAGUAAUUUUAAACAAAACUUUAAAGAGUUGUAAAAGCGAUAGUUUUAGAAAUGAUCCAACUACAAAACUAGAACAUUCUAAUUCAGGAUCUUCCAAUGACACAGAGACAAGUACAGGGACUGUAAAAAAGGUUGAUUUAAAACAGUAAUCUUUCACAGGAUUCUAAAUAUAUGUAAGUCUGCACUGCUAGUGUUACUUAACUACACAAGUGUUGUACGUAUUAAUUCCUUAAUGUACCUAAAUUUAUAACUAGAGAUAGUUACAAGUGAUUACUAUAAUGCAUUUAUGAA